Penicillium concentricum is the source of this 1467-nucleotide messenger RNA. Its product is annotated as cytochrome P450. Gene Ontology annotation, molecular function: oxidoreductase activity, acting on paired donors, with incorporation or reduction of molecular oxygen; heme binding; monooxygenase activity. The transcript is spliced from 4 exons. The coding region runs from base 1 to 1467 and encodes 488 amino acids. NCBI's taxonomy places the organism in Eukaryota, Fungi, Ascomycota, Eurotiomycetes, Eurotiales, Aspergillaceae. The record is from RefSeq and is a predicted model, not a curated record.
AUGGCUGCUGGAUCUAUCCUCGCACUGGCUUUGGUGUUUAGCGUUCUAUAUUUCUCGAUAACAGUCACCUACAACAUCUUCUUCCACCCUCUGGCGAAAUUUCCCGGUCCAAUUUCUUGCGCAGCUACGAGAAUUCCCUACCUACAAGCCGUCUUGGAUGGACGGGUUGCACAAAAUCCCAAGCUGUUGCACAAAAAAUACGGCGAUGUGGUUCGCAUUGCUCCCGAUGAGCUCUCCUUUGUCAAUGGCGAAGCCUGGAAGACCAUCUAUGGCAGUCGACCCGGUCACGGGCAAAAUCCUAAGGAUAGUCGCGUCUAUCCACCCACAGCGAAGGGGGUUCCCAGCAUCAUCCAGUCGAACGAUGAAGACCACUCCCGUUUCCGCCGUACACUGUCCUAUGCCUUCUCUGAAAGCUCUUUAAAGGCCCAAGAGCCUAUUAUAAAGGGUUACGUGGACCUGCUAAUACAACGUCUGCACCAGAACGCCAAUAAUGGGAGCACCCCUCUUGAUAUGGUUGCUUGGUAUAACUUUACCACUUUCGACAUCAUUGGCGAUAUGGCAUUUGGUGAGCCAUUCAACUGCCUACAGAGCUCCGCCUACCAUGAAUGGAUCUCGAUGAUCUUUAGCAAUAUUCGAUAUGCCUCUUAUAGCAAUAUUGUUAAACGCUUUCCCGCAUCGAAGUUCCUCCUUGGUCUUAUCACACCUGCGCGUAUUGUCACGCAGCGGAACUGGCACAUGGAGCUCACAAAGGAGAAAGUGAAAAGUCGGUUAUCCAAGUCAAAUGAUCGGGUUGAUUUCUUCAGUCAUAUUCUCAAACAUAAGGAUACCGACCGAGGGUUGACUUUCGACGAGAUGGUUACGAACGGAAGCACAUUGAUUAUUGCCGGGUCGGAAACCACGGCCACUUUACUCUCAGGGGUCACAUUUUUUCUUUUAAAGAAUGAGCGUGUUUUGAAAACCCUGGUGAGGGAAAUCCGGAGCUCCUUCCAGACUGAAGACGAGAUCACUGUGGCCAGUUGCAAUCAACUUCGAUACCUUCACGCGGUGCUCACUGAAGCAUUGCGCCUCUACCCACCAGCUCCAAGCCCAUUUCCCCGAAUUGUGAGCGGACAUGGUGACACGAUUGCUGGACAUUGGGUGCCAGGAGGAACCAUUGUAUCAGUACCCCAGCUCGCUGCUUUCCACUCAUCUAGUAACUUUACGGACCCUGAAUCCUUCAUUCCCGAACGUUUCCUUGGAGAUCCUCGAUUUUUCGAUGACAGCAAAAAUGUGCUGCAGCCGUUCAGCUUCGGGCCACGGAAUUGCAUUGGACGCAAUUUGGCAAACGCCGAGAUGCGUCUCAUCCUAACCCGCGUACUGUUCAAUUUCAACAUGGAAUUGGAUGUACGUAGCGAGGACUGGGUAAAUCAAGAUUCCUAUCUUCUUUGGGAUAAGUCCAGUUUAUUUGUUAAGCUGACACCCAAAUGA